CCGGCAUUCUUGUAACGAUAACGUGGCCUAGGUGAUAAACGUCCAAAAACCGUCUCGAGCUAUGAGUGCUGCCAGUAUAUUAGAGUUACAAACGUGGAUCGUUUAUCAGCGGAUUGCGGCGGAAUGUGCCAACUGUUUGUAAAUCAUUCCCAUCUUUUGUUUACACCUACCGCCAGUAUUAAUAGCUGAUUUAUGUUUUGUUUGUCGCACCAUUUUGAACAAGAAAAGUAUUUUCGUGUCGCAACAAUCAAAAACAGAAAACCAAUCAGACGACAGAACACGGAAAAUCAGUUUUCAAACCAACCAUCUCCCAGAACAGAAUGGUGUGAGUCAGCGGUCACAAGUGAUUGUGUUAUAAUUUUGAUUGAUUGAAAGUGAAGUGCUAUUAUUGUGAGAAACGGAAAACCGAUAGGAAAACACCGGAGGAGCAGUCACCACAAAAAAAAAAAAGAGACACGGACAGAUGGUAAGAGUGGGCCUCCGAAGGCCAUGACCGGCAACAGCAAACAGCAACAGUGAGUGACGCCGGUCAUCGUCUCGUCGCCGCCGGUACGUGGAAUUGCGAAAUAAUAGCAAAAACAUUCAAUUAAGGGUACUGUUUCCCCAACCAACAAAGUGCGGUGUGUGACCUCGAUUGAGGUGAAAACCAACCUUCCUCAUUCCCAAAGAUAUCGAACCAAAGAAAAAAAAAAGGUACAAUAGCAAGAUACAAGACUGAUACCGUCGUCAUCGUCAUCGCACAGAUCGAUCUACAAAGGUCGUUAUUUCGAGACUCUGCCAAGUGCUCCUUUCUGCUAUUCUCACCGACAACGGCUAACCGAACGGAUCCAGUCUACAUUACGGUCUACAUAUAUCGAGGGGGAGCACGCUUCCGUUUAUUUUAAGUUGAUUGCUUCCAAGAGACAAUGAUUGAUACAGUUAUGACCGACAAUGCAUUCAAAGCUAAGGACAUCGGUCUGCGGGCCCAGAAGAAAAUCCUCUCUCGGAUGGCGAGUAAAAACGUGGCCAAGGUGUUUAUCGAUGGCACAACCGCAUCCCUGCUGGACAACGUCUACCGGCUAGCAAAGACACACACCGGCAGCAAAAAAGACGCCGAACGCCUAGUCAAAAACAUCAUCAAAAUCGUGAUCAAAAUUGCCGUCCUCCACCGGAACGGCCAGUUCAACGCCGACGAGCUGAAGCUGGCCGACCGAUUCCGAGCCAAGUUCCAAACCCUGCAGAUGGCCAUCAUCUCGUUCUACGAGGUGGACUACAGCUUCGAUCUCAACUACCUGCUCAAAUCGCUCCAGGAGGUGCACGGGCUGCUCAAGUCCUGCGUCGAUCGGCACCUGACGGACAAAUCGCUCGGCCGGAUCGAAGAGGUGUUUGCGUUCUUCAGCGAUCCUUCGCUGCUGGAGACGGCCUUCCGACAGGAAUCGCCCUACCGGGACCUGAUGGACAAGAUCAUUUCCGAUCUGAACAAAGCCAUGGAAAACGGAGACAUUUAAUGGCGCUGUUUUGGUUAGAGUUGGAGACAACGGUGAACGUUCGCUGUAAUUCGAGCUUUUUUUUUUGAGUUUUGCGCGAUGCUCUGGUGUCGUACGUGAGAAUGAGGCGCCAUUCUCACACGUAGUGAUAAAUAGGCGUAGAAACUUAUGGUAUUAUUUGCUAGAAAUUGUGUGGCCUAGUUCCGAAGCCGAGCACGCUUACGAAUGGCUCUAAUGCUGUUAUGGAUAUUUAUGUACUGAACUAGAUAUUAGAAAUUUGAUGGAUAAAAAAAAAGUCAAUGAUCCGUCACUUGCCAGUCGCAUGAGAACAAAAUGCGAAAUGAUUGAAUUCGAAGUUAACUUAUUGAUGCUGUUUCGUUGGUAAUAUUAUUGUAGUAUUAUUAGUACAUUAAACGCCUAUCUAUUAGAAUCGAACUCGUACCAUUGCUCACAAUGCAGCGCAAAAAUUUUCUUAGUCAUUAUCACAUAGGAUAGGGUAGUUGAACUUCAGAAUAAAAUGGUGGAUUUUCAGUUAUGAACAAUACGUCAUUCUACGAAACGACAACAGUGCUGAUGUUAAUGUUAUUUGCCGCCACGUGAUACGACGCCUCCUUUUGUCAAAAGUUCAUUCAUGAAAUUUCUAUUUCACUUCAGAUCACAAUUUCCUAAAAAAAACAGAUAAAAAUAUCCCAAACGUUAGGCAACGGGUAACACACGAAAUACUAGAUUAACCAGUAGACACUUUGGACGCUACGUUCGCGAGUCUCUCUCAUUCUGUGGCACUCACAAUAUUUACAAUUUUAGGGAAAUAUUUACGUAUAUGCUAGCAUCACGAACAAGAAGCCCACAAGUGGUAUUGGUAGACCAUUCCUUGCUCAACAUUGUGCUCAUAUUUGCAUCUUACUCAAAUCUCAAGUAACAUUUCUUAGUCAAAUAGUCUAGAAGAGAUUCCUAAAACCACCAUAAAGCCAAAUUAAAAGAUAUUAGACUGUUGAAAAUGCUUUGACAUCCAUGUGCACAACAGAACAUGUUCUCGAUGAACAAAUUGAGAUUUGAAAUUAUGAAAAUAAAUCCACGUACUCCGGUGAGACUCGAACUCAUGACUCCCAAUUCGCUAGACGGGCGCUUCUAUUCCUUCAAGCUACGGAGUCACUCGACUAUCUCCGUCGCCAGUAGGCCUAGAACUGAACUCGAUUCCACAAUCGCACAUGGUUAUCUUCUUUUCACAAUCCAAACCUCCUUCGGAUGGGAUCAAGAAAUCAAGAAAUUGACAAAAGGUAUUAAGUUUUUUGACGGCUCACAAAACCUCUACGAAACUUAAUGGUCAUCUGAAUGUUACUUUGGAUGUUCUCAUCGUGAACAAUUAUCUUGACGAUUUUAUGAACGAUAAGUGUUAUGUCUUGUCUCGCGUCGCGUUUCGUGUGUGCGGCGAAGCAACUCGCGAGUGAAAAACCAACAUAUCGAAACCCCUUGGUUUCGUGAGUAAGGCAAGGGGUUAAUUCGUGAGUACGAAUGAAACAUACACAAAAACACUCACCAGCGUUUAUUCACGAAAAGCUAGCGAAAAUGCAUUUUAUUGUGGCUUCAAUAGUACAGUAGACGUUCGAUAACUGCAACAUGUUUACUUUUCACUUACCGAAUGAAAUUCGAUAACUGCAACAACUGACAGACGUUUAAGAACUGUCAGUCGCUGCAGAAUGCAGCCAAUGUACAUUCAAAAAACAUCGCACUGUAACAAAAGUGCAUGCAAAAUUGUUGCACUUAGCGGACUUUCACUUAAAAUGAAUUGCAGUUAAACCGUUUGCACCGAGCGAACGUCUACUGUAUAUCAAGUGCGGAGUCCCCGCAAACAAAUCCUUUAUUUCUGAAAAGCAGUACUACCACAGACAACUAGACGUAUCAUUUGGAACAAAUUGCGAUAAAAAUCAUCGUCACGAAAACAUAAUCGCCCAAUGCUAACCAAGCAUGUUACGCAAACCACUUUGUAGGUAGCGGUAGUGAACAAACGUCAAACAGGAGCAAAAACGAUGCGAGCGCCGUGACCGAGUGAUUUGCGAACCACAAAAUAUUGGAACUAACCGUUAAAAAAGGUAACGAUGAGAAGUGAGUAGAGUGAGACGUCUGUUUGUGACAGUACUGUCAAUAGUAAAUGCAUUUUUCAUUGAACUGCAAAAAGUUUAGUUGUUUCGUGAACAACAGACGAAUGUAUGCAUGCUUCGCUUGUUCGCGAAUCAAAAAGUGUGAGCUUUUUCGGGCACAUGUUGUUCUCGAGUUAGUUUGUUCGGCGUCUGCGUCUGCUCAGGUGCAAUCUUCACGAAUUUCCAUCGAAAUUCAAAAUAGAGAACUGUAGCGCUGUUUGUUUUGUUUUUUUUUUAACCCUCGAGCGAUCGCGCUGUUGUAUUUUGUACAACACGUUAAAAAAAUCUCGCUUGUUGUAUUCAGUAUUAGUGUGGUGCUGAGGCAGGUAGUCAACCGCGCGAGCUACGGAAGGUUAAGUUUUAACCUUUCAGUACUCGCGCCAAUUUUUGUAACGCGAACAGUCGCGCGUUGUACUUUGUACAACACCCAUACAUUCUGAAAUAUCUCAGGAUCCUGAUUGUUUAGAGGAGGGCUGUCUUUGGCAAAGUUGUUGUAAAUUUCAUGGGCUACUUGAUGCUGACAAAGUUGAUUCGUAAUACGUCCACUAGGCGGCGCUAGUGAGCAAUAUCAUGUUAUAUCUUAUAUCUCAGGAUCCUGAUGACUUAGAAAGAUGGUGUCUUCGGCAAAGUUGUUUGGUAAGUCAACGCCACAGUGGGCAAAAUCGAGCCAAAAAACGGAACUUAUUUUUGCCGCUGGUUUGAAGCAAUAAAAAGUAUGUACCCCAAAGGAAAAAACCAUGCUAAAUCGAUUGGUGAUGGUCUCGUGACCGGCAGGUGACGGGAAGUGGCCUCUUUGGCCACUUUUAGGUCCCGAACCUGGUUUUCCGGGUUCCGCACCAGGCUAUUUUCAAUCAAAUCAGCUAAAUAUAGAGUGCGGCACAUCAUUUCAUGUCUUUUUUUGGUAAGGGUGUUAGUGGCGACUAUUUAAGACCUAACCAAGGUCAUAUGGCCACUUCCGGAUCCUGGUCCAGUUCAUCCGGAUCCGGAUUCCGGCCAUUUCAAGUGAAGUCAGCUAUAUAUACGGUGUGACAUAUCAAUUCAUAUCUAUUUUCAAUAAGCAUGUAAGUGGUGACUAUUUUAUACCUCACCGAGGUCAUAUGGCCACUUCCGGAUCCUGGUCCAGUUCCUCCGGAUCCGGAUUCCGGCCAUGUCAAAUGAAGUCAGCUAUAUAUACGGUGUGACAUAUCAAUUCAUAUCUAUUUUCAACAGGCAUGUGAAUGGUAACUGUUUGAGACCCCACCGAGGUCAUAUGGCCACUUCCGGAUCCUGGUCCAGUUCCUCCGGAUCCGGAUUCCGGCCAUUUCAAGUGAAGUCAGCUAAAUAUACAGUGCGACAUAUCAAUUCAUAUCUAUUUUCAAUAAGCAUGUGAGUGGUGACUAUUUUAUACCUCACCGAGGUCAUAUGGCCACUUCCGGAUCCUGGUCCAGUAUCUCCGGAUCCGGAUUCCGGCCAUUUCAAGUGAAGUCAGCAUAUAUACGGUGUGACAUAUCAAUUCAUAUCUAUUUUCAAUAAGCAUGUGAGAGGUGACUGUUUUAUACCUCACCGAGGUCAUAUGGCCACUUCCGGAUCCUGGUCCAGUUCUUCUGGAUCCGGAUUCCGGCCAUGUCAAAUGAAGUCAGCUAUAUAUACGGUGUGACAUAUCAAUUCAUAUCUAUUUUCAGCAGGCAUGUGAAUGGUAACUGUUUGAGACCCCACCGAGGUCAUAUGGCCACUUCCGGAUCCUGGUCCAGUUCCUCCGGAUCCGGAUUCCGGCCAUUUCAAGUGAAGUCAGCUAAAUAUACGGUGCGACAUAUCAAUUCAUAUCUAUAUUCAAUAAGCAUGUGAGUGGUGACUAUUUUAGACCUCACCGAGGUCAUACGGCCACUUCCGGAUCCUGGUCCAGUUCCUCCGGAUGCGGUUUCCGGCCAUGUCAUGUGAAGUUUACUAAGCAUAAAUUGCAACUAUCAUUUCAUAUCUAUUUUUUGUAAGAAUGUAAGUGGUGACUGUUUGAGACCUCACAAGGCCACUCCGGGAUCCUGCUUCAAUUACUCCAAUUCCGGGUUCCGGCCAUUUCAAGUGAACUCAGCUGAAUAUGCGGUGCGAAGAACGAAAUAUUUAUUCAGUGUAAAUAUAACAUCUUCUAUUUGAUUUCUUGUGUUUUUGUAGGCAAAUAAACAAAACAUUUUUUAUUAUUUCCGUAGAUAAAAUUACAGUUAAGCAAAUGGAUGUAUCGAUUUUACUACUGGACUAACAUUUUUGUUGAAUAAGAUCUUAAAAGAGCUUUCUUUCGAUUGCAUUUGUAUGAUAAGCUCUUAUGCGGCUAAUUUUGUUAGUAGGGUAAAAAACCCAACUUCUGUGGAAAUUGCUCCGUGUAUUUUAUCUGAAUAUUACUGUAGGGUUUUCAUUCAAUAAUUCCAUUACGAGUUCUUCUAAUAAAUUCGUCCUUAGAGGAUUGAAAAUCAAAUUAUAUCCAUAAUAUUACCUACAAUAUCUUGUCGAAUUACUCAAGUGAAAAAAUCUUGGAAGUAUUACAGCCGUAAUAAUUUCUGAAUAAGUUAAAACAGUACGGAUGAAAUUCCGGAAAUCAUUGCCUAAAAAUAUUCAAAGGCAUUGCAGAGGGAAUUACGUGGAUAGAAUGACAAUUCAAUCGAUAAAGUGAUAGAUCGACCCGAACAAAAAUUUUUCACCAUACUAACUUUAAAUGCGUUUUAAAAAUAGUUCCCGGACUCGAUUUCGACUAGUUUUUAAGCGGAGAAUCAGAUUAUGAAAUAAUCCGGAUACCGCUAAAAAACCAAUUCCGGAAGAUUUUUUCCCAAAUUAUGAGUAAAAAAGUCGCAUAAAAAAAUAUAGAUAAUUCAUGAGAAAAUUCUCCAAAAAAUAACACUUGCCAAAGAUAUGCAGAAAGCAUUUCCAAUUAUAUUGUGGAAGAAAUUCGCAAUGAAAUUAACAUUGGAUUUCCCAAAGAAAUUGCUGAAGAAGUUCUUAAAGAAAUUACUGAAAUUACUUUCAAACAAAUUGCCGAAGGAUUUCCGAAAAGAGUUACAGAGCAAAGUCUAGCAAAGUGGUUAGGGACUUUUUUAAUCAUCUAGCCAAGGGAUUUCUAUAAAAACUCAAGGAAGAAUUUACAAAAAAAAAAAAAGUAUUGAAGGAAAUACCUUAAUAAUUCUCGAAGUAUUUUCUGAAGCGAUUUCCACAAGAAUCGGUCUCUUUAGUAAUAUCUAGAUUUCAUGACAGUUCAACUUGAACUGUUAUUUUAUCCACGAAAAUUAAAACUGGUUAUUUGACUACAAAAACAUUAGAAAGCAAAUAAAUGGUGUAACAUUUAUUCUGAAAAUGUAUUUCGUUCUUCGCACUGUAUAUUCAGCUGACUUCACUUGAAAUGCACGGACUCCGGAUCAGGAGGAACUGAACCAGGAUCCGGAAGUGGCCAUAUGACCCCGGUGAGGUCUCAAAUAGUCACCACUCAAAAGCUUAUUGAAUAUAGAUAUGAAUUGAUAUGUCUCACCGUAUAUUAGCUGACUUCACUUGAAAAGGCCGGAAUCUGGAUCCGGAGGAACUGGACCAGGAUCCGGAAGUGGCCAUAUGACCUCGGUGAGGUAUAAAAUAGUCACCACUCACAUGCUUAUUGAAAAUAGAUAUGAAUUGAUAUGUCACACCGUAUAUAUAGCUGACUUCACUGGAAAUGGCCGGAAUCAGGAUCUGGAGGUGCUGGACCAGGAUCCGGGAGUGGCCAUAUGACCUCGGUGAGGUCUAAAAUAGUCACCACUCACAUGCUUAUUGAAAAUAGAUAUGAAUUGAUAUGUCGCACUGUAUAUUUAGCUGACUUCACUUGAAAUGGCCGGAAUCCGGAUCCGGAGGAACUGGACCAGGAUCCGGAAGUGGCGAUAUGACCUCGGUGAGGUCUCAAAUAGUUACUACUCACAUGCCCGUUGAAAAUAGAUAUGAAUUGAUAUGUCGCACUGUAUAUUUAGGUGACUUCACUUGAAAUGGCCGGAAUCCGGAACCGGAGGAACUGGACCAGGAUCCGGAAGUGGUUAUAUGACCUUGGUGAGGCCUUAAAUAGACACCACUAACAUCCUUACCAAAAAUAGACAUGAAAUGAUGUGCCGCACUCUAUGUUUAGCUGAUUCGAUUGAAAAUAGCCUGGUGCGGAACCCGGAAAACCAGGUUCGGAACCUAAAAGUGGCCAAAGAGGCCACUUCCCGUCACCUGCCGGUCACGAGACCAUCACCAAUCGAUUUAGCAUGGUUUUUUCCUUUGGGGUACAUACUUUUUAUUGUUUCAAACCAGCGGCAAAAAUAAGUUCCGUUUUUUGGCUCGAUUUUGCCCACUGUGCAACGGCUUACAGAUUAUUGGCCGUUUAAUUGGAAAUUCCACCACUAGGCGGCGCUAGUGAGCAAAUAAACUUUAUAUCCUAUGUAUCUUGGGAACCUGAUAACUUAGAAAGAUGGUGUCUUCGACAAAGUUGUUUGGUAGGUCAAGUACUUACGGAUGAUUCGCAGUUUAAUUUGAAAUUCCAUCACUUGGCGGCGCUAGUGAGCACGUAAAUAUUAUAUAUUAUGUAUCUCUGGACCCUUAUUACUUAGAAAGGUAGUGUUUUCGGCAAAGAUGUUUGGUAUAUCAAGGGCUUAUAGAUGAGUGACAGUUUGAUUUCAAAUGCCACCACUAGGAGGCGCCAGUGAGCAUGUAAAUGUUUAAUCUCAUGUAGCUCAGGAUUCCGAUUAAAAAGGCACGGGACACCGUCUUCAGCCAGAGGCUGUACAGACUGAACAGAACUUAACACUAGACCAUGGACACGACAUACAUUACAUCCACCAGUGGAUAGCAUGGUCUGGUUACACGCUUGGUAACGCUAACCGAACGGCCACGAAGCUCCACUUUACUCGGAAAAAAUAUAUCUUCGGCAAAGUUGUUUGGUAGAUCAAAGACCAAAUGGAGGAAAAGUUACCUCUCGUGCCGACCUUCUAAAAGAUCGAAAACUUACAGAUAGUUGUACGUUUGAAUCGUAAUUUCAUCACUAGAUGACGCUAGUGAACAUAAAAAAUGUAUAUGCAAUAGUUCUCAGGAUCCUGGUUACUAGAAGAGAGAUGGUGGUUUCGGCAAAGUUGUCAAAUAGGUUAAGUGCAUUUGGUUGAUGGGUCGUUGAAAUCAAUAUUUCGCCAGUAAGUGGUGCUAUUGAGUAUGCAAAUUUUAUAUCUUAUUUAUCUCCGAGUCUGGGAAGUUGAUAUCUUUGGCAAGGUUGGUUGGUAGAUCAGAGGCUUUCAGAUGAUUGACCAUUUGAUUCGUGCUUCUGCCACCAGAAGACGCUAGUUGUAAAUUUGCAUGAGCAUGAGCGUGUUAUUAUUCAUCUAGAAAAAAAAAUCAACGAGCUGUAAGUUUUUAUACUUCCGAACUAGCUUCCGAAAGUUUUCAAAAUUUGAAAAUUACACAACUAGUUGAUUAUAAUUUGUUUAAAUUUGCACUUGAUUGAUUAAUUUUACAUGAAGUUAAAGCGCUUAGUAAAAUAUUCAAUAUCUGACCGUCGUAUUUCAAUAUACUCUAUCUUGUCAAUGUCACGGGAUAAGUACAUCCAUCCUUUAUCCAUCAAACAACAAUGUCGAAGACAUCAUCUUUCUAAGUAAUCAGGAUCUUGAGAUAUAUGAGGUAUAAAAUUGGAAUCCUCACUAGUGCCAUGUGAGGAUGUGCAAUUGCACGUCAUAUUUGUCUUCAUCAGUUAGUGUUUGAUCUACUAAACAACUUUUCAGAAGACACCAUCUUUCUAAGUAAUCAGGGUCCUGAGACAUACGAGUUAUAAAAUUUGAAUACCCACUAGCGCCACCUAGAUGUGGAGUUUCAAAUCAUACGGCUCUCCAUCAGUUAGUGUUCGAUCUACUAAACAACUUUGCUGAAGACACCAUCUUUCUAAGUAAUCAGGAUCUUGAGAUAUAUGAGUUAUAAUAUUUGAGUACUCACUUGCGCCACCUGGAUGUGAAAUUCCACAUCAUACUUGUCUUCAUCAGUUAGUGUUUGAUCUACUAAAAAACUUUGCAAAAGACACCAUCUUUCUAAGUAAUCAGAGUCCUGUGAUGUAUGAGUUAUAAAAUUUCAAUGCCCACUAGCGCCACCUACAUGUGGAGUUUCAAACCAAACGGCUCUCCAUCAGUUAGUGUUUAACCAACCAAACAACUUUGCCGAAGACACCAUCUUUCUAAGUACUCAGGAUUCUGAGUUAUAUGGGAUAUAAAAAUUACAUGCUCACUAGCGCCGCCUAUCGGUUGAAAUCUGAAUUUCUCAGAUCACCUCGUGAAAGCCCUUGAUAUCCCAAGUAACUUUGCCGAAGACACCAUAUUUCUAGAUCAUUUAGAUUUUGAAAGCACUAAUUCAUAUUCAACUGUCUAUGUUAUCUUAAAUAUAGUACGUUCUUCAUAUUGCCAUUUUCAAUUUUUCGCAUUAUAAGGCGUUAUACUGUUUUCAAAAAAGGUCUUAUAAUAUUCCAAAUAAGAUUACUGUAGAAUACAUUUGGGGUUGACAUCGAUAGAAAAGAUGGUUUCAAAGUAAUAUUCGAUAAUUCUCAUGUGUUGUACAAAGUACAACAGCGCGAUUGACGGAAGGUUAAGUUUUUCAGAGAUGAGAUGAGUAUGAAAGAUUAAAAAACAACACAAUCAAUCGGUGCCGUAGUCGCUUUGUUUUCGAAUAUAAAUAAUUUUGGAGCAUACGAUCACAGGCAACGCGACCCUAUGUUAAUAUACUAAUGAAACGUACUAUGGUGUCUGAACAAACCGUAACACGUCUACCGUUGGUAAGGUAAGGUAGAGAAAAUUGGUGGUCUAAUGAAAAUUCGGUCAUAAGGGCGUGCAUGGUAAGAAAAAAUAGAAGCAGUUGGAGUAGAUCAUACUUUUCCAAUGUCCAAAGCAAAGUUCAACUACCGUAUCAUGAAUUGUAUGGUAAGUUUAGGGAUAAAUGGUUGUACAGUUCAAUCCUAAUCUCAAUACUCGGCUUCUAGGUAUAGCUAAGAACAAUUGCAUUCGUCCACAAAACCCGAUAAACUAAAAAUAAAUCGAAAACACUUCACUCACAUAAUCAAGAAACCUGGCACCAUUGUACACCGUGAGAUGGAGGUAUCAAAGAUUGCGAACACCAAUGUUAUAACUUUGAACAAUUUUGAUUAACAAAUAAGGUUGACCUUUUCACUACAAUAGUGUUUAGAGAAAUCUAUGUAGAACUACAUCGAUCUGAUUUAUUUUUCGAGGUUCUAAGUCAAAUCUAACCGUAAACAGGGUUGCCAAUUCUCUGGAUCAGUGCUGAAAAUGUCAUUUCGACAUAUCUAAAUUCAACUACCUACAUCUCAAUUUAGAAGUUGAACCUUAGAAUAUGGUAUAUGAAAAACUUGUACGGCUAGACCAGUUCUACAAGAAAGCCACGGAAAAACCGUUUUUUUUCGAAUAUUUAUAGUAAAUGUCACGGAUUACCUUCGAAAAAUGCUAAUUGAUAUUUAUGGUGAAUAUCAAUUGACAUUUUUCGUAGGUAAUCCGUGACAUUUAACUUAAAUAUUCGAAAAAGAUCGGUUUUCCAUGACUUACUUGUAGAACUAAUCUAGCCGCACAAGUUUUUCAUAUAUUAUAUUAUCAGGUUCAGCAUCUAAACUGAGCUGUAGGUGUUUGAAAUUAGAUAUGUCGAAAUUACAUUUUCAGCACUGCUCUGGAUCAUUUAAUAAACGAUUAAGCAAGUCAUUGUUUUCAAAAACGAAAAACACUCAAAAAGAAAUGAACAACACUGCGCUUUUUACGCACACUGGAUUAGCUAUGUAUGGUAUAGCAACCUAGUAAGUUAAUGAUAUUUCGAUUGAUAGCAACGAUAUUCUAAGUCAUUUAUUGUAUCUCUAUACCUUACAACACACUAGAUAAAUAGAUAAAAAAAAUCUAUCGAACAAACACGGAAAAACUCAUAUCAGUAGGUCAGCCGCCACAGUUAAAUCUGAAUGUCCUGGAGACGGAAAAAAUCCUCAACUUUCCGAAUGUACUUAAAAUGGGAAUCAAUAAAAAUCAGAAAAAAGAUUCCCAAAAACUGACCAGAUUUAAUAUUAAAUGGCACUACACAAAGCAACAACUCAAACAACUGGAUUUCAACGUCUUUUUCUGAUAUUUUUGCCCGAUUUAGUCAGAAGUUACUAGUUGUUAGUUAACAAGAGUGGCGUGGUAUUAUGUUAGAACGGAUAAGAUAUCAAUGUUUCCGAGCAAAUGAACAUAUUCCCAGGAAGGACCAGUUUUUCAACCUAUUCUAUCCGGUAAUAGAGAGAGAGAAAGAGCGAUAACAAACGCACCCAACCAGUAGAAUACUAUUUUUUUAUUAGAAAUGAAACAGAGAAACAUGGGAAGUUUGUGUAAACAGAAUCGAAACCGGAAAUGGUUGCCUUUUGAAAACAGGACAGAAAAAACAAUAUGUUGUUUGGUAGAUUGGACGUAAUGUAUAGAGCAUAAAUCGUACGGUUUGGCAUGCAAAACUACAUCACCAAAUAAUGUAAAGAGAAAUAGAUAUUUUGUUCGGAAUGGAAUAAAAAGCAAAAAUGUAGUGAUA
Molecule: messenger RNA, 12136 nt
Organism: Aedes albopictus (Asian tiger mosquito)
Lineage: Eukaryota; Metazoa; Arthropoda; Insecta; Diptera; Culicidae
Gene: sigmar
Product: tumor necrosis factor alpha-induced protein 8-like protein
Exons: 4
Coding region: 906-1487 (193 amino acids)
Biological process (GO): regulation of apoptotic process
Cellular component (GO): cytoplasm
Source: RefSeq, a predicted model, not a curated record